AAUUUGAUGUUGCAGUGAAUCAUGUUAAGUUACAUCAUAAAAAGAAAGUCCCCAUGGAUGUUCCUACCAGAUGGAACUCCACUUAUUCAAUGUUUGAAGCUGCAUUAGAUUUGAAAACUGCAUUCCACCGCCUAGGGCAAAUUGACAAACAAUAUAAGCACAAUCCUUCUGAGGAUGAGUGGAAUGUAGCAAAUGUGAUUUGUGGGUGCUUGAAGAUUUUUUUUGAUGCUACAUCUCACUUUAGUGGUACCACUUUUCCUACUUCAAAUGUGUUUUUUCCCGAUAUUUGUCAUAUUCAACUUGAAAUGAAAAAAUGGGAGCAAAGUGAGUAUGAUUGCAUUCAAUUGAUGGCUGGUCCAAUGAGAGUGAAAUUUCAAAAAUAUUGGGAAGAAUGUUAUUUGGUUUUAGCAAUUGCAGUGGUUCUUGAUCCAAGAUUUAAAAUGGACUUGGUGGAAUAUUACUUUGGGCUUAUUUAUGGUGCUGAUGCUAAUAAGCAUAUUCAGAGGGUCCGUAAUGGUUUUGUUGAUCUUUUUUAUGAGUAUAGGAGUGAUUCUUCUGAUUCUAUGAGUAGCAUUGCACUUGUUUCUGAAAAUAGUAGCUCAAGUGGUAGUCAAUUGCUUGUCGGUUCUUCGAAACAAGAAAGUUUGGCUACUUUUCAUGCGUGGUAUGCCCAAGAACGUGCUUCUAAUAUUCAUGCCUAUCAAAAAUCAGAGGUGGAGCAAUACUUGGAGGAGUUGGUGUUUCCAAGUAAUGAGAGCUUCAAUAUUCUACAUUGGUGGAAAUUGAAUAAAGCAAAAUUUCCUACUUUGGCAAGGAUGGCUCGUGAUGUUUUAAGUGUUCCUGCUACUACGGUUGCAUCAGAGGUGGCGUUUAGUGUAGGAGGUAGGGUGAUUGAUGAGACACGUGCUUCAUUACUUUCAGAUAUUGUGGAGGCCUUGAUCACUUGCAAUGAUUGGAUUGAAUCAACCAAAAAUAGAAAUGUAGAAGAAUGCUGACAUGAGUAGAUGGAUUGAAUUGAAUCACUUGAAGCAG
Molecule: messenger RNA, 1032 nt
Organism: Camellia sinensis
Lineage: Eukaryota; Viridiplantae; Streptophyta; Magnoliopsida; Ericales; Theaceae
Source: RefSeq, a predicted model, not a curated record